Molecule: messenger RNA, 2982 nt
Organism: Seriola aureovittata
Lineage: Eukaryota; Metazoa; Chordata; Actinopteri; Carangiformes; Carangidae
Biological process (GO): DNA integration
Molecular function (GO): nucleic acid binding
Source: RefSeq, a predicted model, not a curated record
AUGGAGCUAGACACAAGAUCGGCUGUAUCUGUUAUUUCUAGCGCUGAUUACAAACGGCUGUUUCCUAACCUACGGUUAUUAAAGACCAACCUGAAACUCAAGACCUAUACGGGCCAAAAGGUGUGCCCAAAAGGCAAGUUGAAGGUGGAUGUUACAUACAAAGGAGUGACACGACGGUUAACGCUGUAUGUGCUACAGAGGGGAGGCCUACCACUUUUCGACCGUGAAUGGUUGAGGAAGAUCCGACUCGACUGGCACUCCAUUAAAGCUCUACGUAUGUCAACAGCUGACAACAGCUCGGACAGUGCCACACAGAGGCUGUCGCAGCUACUCAAGGCCCAUGAGGAAGUGUUUAAUAAGAGCAUUGCCCGUCCAGUACCGUAUGCCAUAUGCCCAAAGGUGGAGGCUGAACUUCAGAGCUUGGUGGACUCUGGAGUUUUGUCACGGGUUGAAUGGAGUGACUGGGCCACGCCCAUUGUUCCUGUGAUCAAGAAAGGAAAGGCUGAAGCUGUUCGCAUAUGUGGGGACUUCAAAGUCAGCGUCAAUCCUGUGCUGCGUACAGUGCAGUACCCCCUUCCACUCAUAGAAGACAUCUUUGCUUCAUUGGCUGGAGGGGAAAAGUUUUCAAAGAUUGACCUUGCACAUGCCUACCUACAGAAGGAGGUUGAAGAGUCAAGCAGGAAGUACCUCACGAUUAACACCCACAAGGGGCUGUUUCAAUACAACAGGCUCGUUUUUGGUGUUGCAUCAGCUCCAGCAUUAUGGCAAAGAGCAAUGGACCAAGUGCUCCAAGGAAUCCCUGGUACACAAUGUUACCUUGACGACAUCAUCGUGACAGGAAAGAGUGAUAGUGAGCACCUGGAAAACUUCAACAACGUGCUCACUCGGCUGAGUGAGUAUGGCCUGCGAGCAAAGAGGAGCAAGUGUGAGUUUUUCAGGAACGAAAUAUCAUACUGCGGGCACGUCAUUGACAAGCAUGGCUUACACAAGUCAAAAGAGAAAAUUGAAGCUGUGCUUCAAGCACCGAAACCAGGAAAUGUGUCGCACCUCAAUCUCAUCAAUUAUUAUCAUAAGUUCCUCCCGAACUUUGCUACAGUGAUGCACCCACUGAAUGCACUCCUACAGAAUGGAGUGAAGUGGGAGUGGUCUGAGGAAUGUGACAGAGCAUUCACUGAAACGAAAAGACUGGUCACAUCAGAUGAACUGUUAACCCAUUAUGACCCAACGCUGCCCAUCAGACUAGCAUAUGAUGCUAGUCCCUAUGGAAUUGGUGGUGUCUUGUCGCAGAAGGAUGGAUCUGAACGCCCUAUUGUGUACGUGUCAAGAUCGCUGACGAGUGCAGAAUGCAAUUAUGCACAGAUAGAUCGUGAAGCCCUCAGCCUCAUAUGGGGUGUUAAGAAGUUUCACCUGUACCUCUAUGGGCGACGGUUCACACUUGUAACGGACCACCAACCCCUUGUAUCAAUAUUACCAUGCAGGGAUGGCCAGCUCAUGGUAACCCCAUGUUUCCAGAGUUUUCAGCCAGACGUGACCAGCUCUCAGUGUGUCAGGGGAACCUUGCUGUGUGGAUCCCCUGUUGUAGUAUCGCCAACACUACGCACCAGAGUAUUGGAGACUCUCCAUGAAGGACACCUGGGCACAGUCAAAAUGAAGAGUCUAGCCCAUAGCUAUGUCUGGUGGCCGGGUAUAGAUAAACAAAUAGAAGACAUCACUAAAGGUUGCUCAGGGUGUCGUAGAGGUCAGAAUGAACCACCGCAUGCACCUCUACACCCAUGGGAGUGGCCGUCUGCCCCAUGGCAAAGGGUGCAUAUUGACUUCGCUGGGCCAUUCAUUAACUCCAUGUUCCUGGUUGCAGUUGACGCUCACUCCAAGUGGCCUGAGGUGAUAGUGAUGAAGUCAACUACAUCAGAGAGGACUGUAGCUGCUCUCGGGUCCAUUUUCGCUAGAAAUGGCCUUCCUGAACAGAUUGUGAGUGACAACGGACCACAAUACACGUCAGAGGAGUUCAGUCUGUUCAUAAGAAAAAAUGGCAUCAAGCACUUAAGAUCAGCGCCGCACCAUCCAGCUACGAACGGGUUAGCCGAGAGGUUCGUCCAGACCUUCAAGAAGUCCAUCAAAGCUAUGGAAACUGAGGACUUGACCCUUCAGCACAAGGUGGACAGUUUCCUCUUUGGCUACCGAAACUCUGUUCAUGCCACAACAAGCCAAACACCUGCCAUGUUGUUCAUGAACAGGAACUUCAGAUCACACAUUGAUCUUCUGAAACCUGAUCUGCGCAGAGUCGUGCAGAACAAAAAGUUCAGCCACUUGCCGACGAAAGCAGCUAGAAACUUUGAGGUUGGACAGGAGGUCUUGGCACGUGACUACAGGGGCGACAAGUGGACACCUGGAAAGAUAGCCACAAGGACUGGACCCCUCAUGUAGGCCUACACGGUGGAUGUUGGAGAAACGGGCACCUGGAGGCGUCAUAUGGAUCAGAUUCUGGAUGCACAGCCAAGGGCCAACACCUCACCAUCUCCAGGCAUGCCCCCCAGUGCUGAACAAGGGAAUGACAUGGACAAGACACCUGCCCCGGACACUCUUGUUCCUGAAAAGUGUCCUACUACUAUUUAGGUUACCCCACAAGUCCAGAGGCGUUAUCCUCUUAGGCACAGAGCACCUCCCAAGAGACUGGAGUUGUAAUGUCGUUGUGACCGAGUGAAACUUGAAGUUGUUCUUGUUAUUUUAUUACAAAAAAACAAACAAAAAAAUAAUAAUAUUUUGAAUACGAAAGGAAGUUGUUUAUUAUGGAGGUAAGUUUAUAGGUUUUUUGUUGUGUGGACUGUUUUCUGUUGUCCAGUAUUGAGAAGCAUUUGUCUAGAGGGGGAGGAAGUGUAGUGUAUGGAACUAUUUCCUUUAGCGCAGUAAUACGCCUCCUCUGUAAUAUAGCAGUACAUCUGAUAGGUAAUGCGCAUUGAUAUGUGUAACUGUCUGAAUCUGCAA